AUGAUUGUACAGAGGAGGGGUGUUAAACUAUUUAAUCAAAAUAUCAUUAGAUUUUUAUCUACAAAGGCGAAAGAAGUGGAAUCUUCAACGCAAUCUAAUCAUGCCAUAUCAACCAAGCAGUUAUUGUAUACCACAGACCCCGUGUCACCAGGAUCGAUUUUCUUUCUUCCACAUGGAACCAGAAUCUUGAACAAGUUAAUUCAAUUUAUGAAGAACCAGCAAACCAAAUAUGGAUUCCAAGAAGUUAUAACACCGUUAAUUUUUAAAACAAAAUUGUGGAAGAAAUCAGGACAUUGGGAUAAUUACAAAGAUGACAUGUUUAAAGUUGUGGGUAACGAUUUGUCCAAAGAGGAGCAUACCGAUAACAUAGAAGAACAUGAAUAUGGAUUAAAACCAAUGAAUUGCCCAAGUCAUUGUAUGAUUUUUGCCAAGUUUGAUCGUUCGUACCAGGAGUUACCAAUUAGAUAUUCAGAUUUUAGUUCCUUACAUAGAAAUGAAGCAUCUGGUGCGUUGUCAGGGUUGACUAGAGUAAGAAGAUUUCAUCAAGAUGAUGGUCAUAUAUUUUGUUCAAUGUCCCAGAUCGACCAAGAAAUUAAAAACACAUUAACUUUAAUCAAGGACACUUACAAAGUCUUUGGUAUCGAUGAUAUUGAGUUUUAUUUAUCCACCAGACCAGAAGAAAAAUACAUCGGAGAUAUUGAGACAUGGAACAAAGCAGAAGAUCAAUUAAAGAAUGUUUUGAACUCAACUGCCGGUGAAGGACAAUGGCUGAUUAGAGAAGGGGAUGGUGCCUUUUAUGGACCAAAAAUCGAUGUAUUAUUGAAAGAUGCAUUUGGUAAAAAACACCAAGUUGGUACUAUUCAACUUGAUUUCCAAUUACCUAAUAGAUUUGAAUUAAAAUAUGUUGGUGAAGAUGGUAAUCGUGAUCAUCAACCCAUUCUUGUACAUAGAGCAGUUUAUGGGUCAUUGGAGAGAUUUUUUGCUAUAUUAUUGGAUCAUUACCAAGGGAAAUGGCCAUUCUGGAUUAAUCCGAGACAAGCCAUUAUUAUUCCAAUCAAUGAAAGUCACGUACAAGCUGCUGAAUCUUUACAACAAAAGCUUGGUGGUGACUUGUUAAAUUCAGAUGAAUCAAUUGCACCACUUACAAGUUACAACUUCUAUGUUGACAUAGAUAAAAGAGGUGAAACAAUUGGAGCAAGAACCAAAGAAGCUAUACAAAAGGGCUACUCAUAUAUUAUUUUGAUUGGUGAUAAAGAAAUUACUAAUGGAACAUUUGCUGUUAGAACUAGAGACGAUAGAAAAGUCAAAAACAUGACAUCCGAAGAAAUUUAUGACUUGUUUGUUCAAUUAGAAAAGACUUACAAAUAG
Messenger RNA from Candida tropicalis MYA-3404, 1368 nucleotides. RefSeq names its product threonine--tRNA ligase (gene MST1). Gene Ontology annotation, cellular component: cytoplasm. Gene Ontology annotation, biological process: mitochondrial threonyl-tRNA aminoacylation. The transcript has a single exon. Gene Ontology annotation, molecular function: ATP binding; threonine-tRNA ligase activity. Bases 1 to 1368 code for a protein of 455 amino acids. Lineage: Eukaryota; Fungi; Ascomycota; Pichiomycetes; Serinales; Debaryomycetaceae. The record is from RefSeq and is a predicted model, not a curated record.